AUGAGAUGUAUUUUGGCAGCCAAAAUGAAAGCUUUUUUUGAAGUGUUAGAACAAUUCUACAAGAAGGUACUUCUGGGAGCCACACUUGAAAAUGAGAGCCAGGAAUACAUCUUUUAUCUCAACCCAGCAGUUUUAGCUCAGGAUUGCUCUACAGCCACUUCUCCAGAAUGCUCGAACCGCCGUGGUGUCCAAGGCAGGCACCAGCCACCCAGCACCACGUUGGGUACCAUUUCCGUAGUGUCUGUGUGUUUGAAGAGACACUCUCCGACGUGCAGCGCCCGAGAAAUCAUGCUCCUUCAGUUAACAGUAAUCAAAGUGAUGAUAACCAGAAUAUUGUCUGUUGAAACUGACUUCCACGCAAAGGAAAAAUACAGAGAUAUAAUUACAAUUCUUUUCAAAUCCUCUGACAUCGAUUCAACCUUAACCUGUAUGUUCCAAAACUCGGAUAAAUUGUUAUGUCACAUGGCUGCCAAGUGCCUUGCACUACUUCUGUAUUUCCAAAUGAGAGAAGAGAUAGCAUUAAGUAAUUCCUGGAUUGCUUUUUGCCAGACAAAUCUUUCUGAAUACCCUGAAAAUGAGAAAGCAGUGUACUGCCUCUGGACCCUUACUUUUAUAAUAAAGGAAAUCUUUAAAGACACAUGUUCACAAAAAACAGAAAUUUUAAAGCAGUUCCUGACUCUUUUUGACACUGCUUUUGAAGUUUUUUACAAUUCCUUAUUUUCUCAGCAUUUUGAAAGCUGCCAAGACACCUCUAAAAUAAUAAACAGCUUGAUAUGUUCCCUGGAAUUGCUUGAACUUCUUAUAGCUUCCAGAGUCCAUCUGAAGCUACAUUUCACUUGCCAGAGGAUUUUAUUUUUGAAACCCUCUUGUGUGCUAGGUGUUAUUACCUGGCCUGUUCAGGCUUUUGUCAAAAGGAAGUUCAUCAUAUUCAUCAAAAAGUGCCUUCUCUGGAAAGUGGGUGAAGAUCUGUGUCGGGGAUCUGGCCCUGCCCUGAUGCCACCAGAUCAGCAUUUAGGUGUAGACAUGUUGGCUUUAGCUGAUGCUGUUUUGCAAGCUGUGGAUUUGGGCUUAUUGAGGACAUUGUCUGUCCACGGAAAACCUCCCUUCUUCGGUGGAGAUGAAGUUCAACCUGCACAUGAGCGUGUCCCUGGUCCAGAUCAUGUAAUCCUCAGAGCAGCAAGCCUACUUAUCAUUAAAUCCUUAGAAAUCAAGUUUCAAAACUGUGCUUCAGCAAAUGAAAUGAAAGUUGGUUUACAGAAUUUCAUGGCUCAGUUACUGACCUUCUUAAAGCCUCACCUUCAGCCCUCCCUUCAGCCACACAAUGCAUGUGAGUGGAUCUCCAGGGUCUUCAUAGAACAAGACGAUGACAUGGUGGAAGCUGCCAGAGCAUCAUUGGGCAUCUACCUAACGUUGAUCAGAGAAUGUAAAGCUGCUGAAAGCUUGACCCAAGAAAAAGAAAUGUGCAACCAUCACACACAUGAAUAUGGCUAUAAUCCACACUGCGUCUUCUUAUUCUUACUAAAAAAUAUAGGAUUUGAUGCUUCAGUUCUUCUUGACUUUUUGAUUUCAUCAGAAACCUGUUUCCUUGAAUAUUUUGUUAAAUAUUUAAAGUUACUACAAAAAGACUGGACUGACUUUUUCACGAUCUGCAAGUAUUUUGAUGUAACCAAAUCUAAAGACAACAUAAAUAUCUGUGCUUGUAGCCCCUCACUUGUCCAAGACACGAGCAGCAACCAAACAGAACUGAGACCUUCGGCUGCUCUUGGUAAUCACAGAAAUGCCCGUGCUUCUGGCUCCUGGGUUUCUGAUGCCUCUUCCAAACCUCUGAACCAGCUUGUGAUGCCCAAGGAGACCCCCGCCACGCUCCUGGCUGAUAGCCCGUCUCCCCCACGAGCUUCUCAAAGUCUGGUAGAUUAUGACAGCUCUGAUGAUUCUGAGGUAGAAGGCACAGACCAGCGUUCAGCAAACAGUAAACAAGUAUCUUUACACCAAGAAGCAGUGAAGAAAUUUCAGGACACAGUUGGAACAAGUGGGGAUGAAAAAGAAGUGAGCCUCGAGCCUCAGUCAAGGCCUCUGGUUCCCAAACAAUCUAAUAUUCUCUUCUCCGUUGAUUGGGAUACAGUCCCGAAUAACGUCUCUGAAGUGGGACUGUCUUCCAAAACACUGAAGUGCUUUGAGGAGCUACAAAGUGCUGUUUACCGCUUGCAGAAGAAAAAUCUUUUCCCGUAUAAUCCCACAGCACUUUUAAAGUUGUUAAAACGUAUCAGGGCAAUAUAUAAUGAGAGUAUGAAUGCCUUGUAA
Puma concolor (puma) is the source of this 2301-nucleotide messenger RNA. It is a transcript of the gene LINS1, whose product is annotated as lines homolog 1. Lineage: Eukaryota; Metazoa; Chordata; Mammalia; Carnivora; Felidae. The record is from RefSeq and is a predicted model, not a curated record.